Vombatus ursinus (common wombat) is the source of this 3256-nucleotide messenger RNA. It is a transcript of the gene ANAPC13, whose product is annotated as anaphase promoting complex subunit 13. The record is from RefSeq and is a predicted model, not a curated record. Lineage: Eukaryota; Metazoa; Chordata; Mammalia; Diprotodontia; Vombatidae. Gene Ontology annotation, cellular component: anaphase-promoting complex. Gene Ontology annotation, biological process: protein K11-linked ubiquitination. Bases 268 to 492 code for a protein of 74 amino acids. The transcript has 3 exons.
CCUGUUUGGGUACAUUGCUGCUGCUGCUGCUGCUGCUGUGUGGUCGUGCCUUCUCUCUCCCCUGUGGUCACCUUCGGCUCUUUUCUUCCACCCUCCUGUCCCCUAAGGGGAAAGAGACUCUUGGAGAGUGUCGUUCCCUCCCUCUCCUUUCUCUUCUGGCCCCGCUGGUCCCAAGCUCUGAAGCGAGAACCCCCUGCCGCACAGCCACCAAAUUUCUGGAGUAUAACCAGUGGGCCAGAGGUCUAAGAAAAUCAAAAUCACGAAGGAAUGGACAGUGAGGUACAAAGGGAUGGAAGAAUUUUAGAUUUGAUUGAUGAUGCUUGGAGAGAAGAUAAGUUGCCCUAUGAAGAUGUUGCAAUACCACUGAAUGAACUUCCUGAACCAGAACAAGACAAUGGUGGCACAACGGAAUCUGUCAAAGAACAAGAGAUGAAGUGGACAGACUUAGCCUUACAGUAUCUACAUGAGAACAUUCCCCCAGCAGGAAACUAAUUAAGUUCUUAUCUUUCAUGGACAGAUUAUUGUGUAUCCAGAAUGUUUUCUUAUAGGUUUCCAUGCGGAAUCUUUAAGCUGUGAGCCCCUACUUUGAACAAUUGAUUCUUGUUGACAAAGUAGAAUUUGAAAAUAUUUAUUCAUGAAGAGAUAACGAAUUUAGAUUGCUUAAUAUUAGAGGAUUUUAACAAAUAUUGUGUAAAUCUCUUCAUUAGCUUGUCUUAAAUUUAAAUAUUCAUCUAUAACUUUGGUUGUCAUAGGUUAGUACAAUUUAAGUUACCUUUAUAUUUUCUUCAGCAGUAGAAAGAGUCAAAUAGUAACUGGGAGAAUGAUGUCAAAUUACUGUACUUUGCUUCUCUGUUCAAUGUCAUAUCAAGGGGUAGGAAAAGAAUGCAGUUGAUCUUAGAUAUGAAAAGUUGAUGAGGAGAAGAGAGCUCAAUUUUAUAUUUUUACCUCAAGUGUGAAAUAGGUAGGUAGGAUGCUACCUCUACUUUAGUCAUAUAUUUUGAGUUCAUGUGUUUAGAAUAUUGAUGCCAUUAGUAUGGAGAUAACUUAUUCACAAAUGUAUGGAAUUAGUAUUUUUUUUUGUUUUCUAUUAAAUUUAAGGUUUGUGGAUAAAAUUAUUCUUUUGUGUACUUUUCAAACAAAAGUACAUUGUGUAAUUUUACAGGCUAAAAAUAUUAACAGGUUCAAGAAAUGUUUAGACAAACUCAUGGGUUAUUCACAGAAUCAUAGUUAUAGAACCUGAAGGGAGCUCAGAGGUCAAUUAGUUUAAUGAUCUAAUUUUACAUAUGAGGAAUCUGCAGCCCAGGGACUUCCCCCGAGGUCAUAUAGGUAAGGAGUGGCAGAGCUGGGAUUCUAACUCAGGUCCCAUGAUUCUUAGUUAAUUGGUACAGUUCAGUGCUCUUAUACAUGAUAAUAGUCUUAUCCAGCAGAGGUAUGCAAGCAUGGAGCCCAUCACAUUGUCUAGUAGUGCAAUUUUUUGUGUUCAUAUUAGUGUACUUUGAAAUAUAACAGGAAAAAGGGGGGAGCCAAAGUUCUGUCAUCAUUUCUUCUCUAUAAAGCCUUCCCUAGCUAUUUCAGCCCUUACUGAUUUAACUUCUAACUACCUCGGUCAUAGCCUGUAAUAGACAAUGUAGCAUGUAAUUAUGUAUCAAUUUAUGUUGCUUUCUGUUAGUUAUCUGCAUGAUAGAUUCUUUUCCCCAAAUUGACUGUUACCUCCUUGAGGAUAAGGUAGUUAGUAUAAGACCAUAUAUUAGUAUUUCUGUAUCUACUGUACAUGUAUUAUUAAAUAAAUACGUGGAUUAAUUGAGUAUUACUCUUCAACCUUGAUUAGUUAAAAUAUUGCCCCACAAUUAUUUUUUUAACCACAUUUGACUUUUAGGAGAAAAAGACCUAUCCCAAUAUAGCAAGCAUAUUUCUGAAAUUUGUUUUAAAAAGUGUCUUCUAGGGUGUGUUCUGGCAUCAAAAUACAGCUCAAUCUUUAUACCUUCUAUGUCUGUUGACCUAUACAGUGAUCAUUGCUCUUCAAAAUUUUGAACCUGAGGGAGUCUACUAUCAUAAAUCAUCAAAGAUGAUGUUCUUACUAAGGCUCAAAAGUGAACAAGUUAUGUUUUAGAAAGCUUUUAAAAUAGAUUUUUAAAAGCAUCCUUUUUUGUACCUUGUACAUUAUAGACAAUAUUGAAUUCCUUUUCAGGUUAAACAAAAUUAACUUAAUAGUGUUACACCAAACCCUAAAUUUUGUGGUUAAUUGAGGCUUUCCUUUAUUUCAUCUUAUGCGAUGUGUUUACCAAUUUCUAAGAACAAAAGCACAAACAUCAAAUAUUAUAGAAAUGGAAGUCUUAAGAUUUUGUUCAGAUUUAUUAAUGUUUUGUGUAAUGUUGUGAUAGAUUGAGUAUAUUAUGAUCAGACCACAUCUGGAGUAAUGUGUUGAGUUUGUAGCACCAUCUUUUAGAGAGGAUGAGAGGGCAGAACUAGGACCAGAAAUUUAAAGUUACAGAGGUAAAUUUCAGCUUGAUACGAAGAAAACCUUCUCAAGUGGUAUGAGCUGCCCUGGAAGCAAUGAGUUACCCAUCCUUCAGUUUAUUAGUACCCAUCCAUAGAGAUUUUCAAUUGGAGGCUGGAUAAUCGCUUGCUAGGGAUAUUGUAGAAAGGAUUUCUGCUUACUUGUGAGCUGGACCAGAUGAUCUGAGGUCAUUUCCAUUUCUGGGAUUCUGUAAUUACAGCUUGGCAUGGUAAAUGAUCAUCGGAUUUGGACUUGAAUUUGAAUCCCAGAUCUUUUCCUACUUUUAAAUCCUUCAGCAAGUCAUUUUCCUCCUUCAGGCUUCCAUUUCCUCCUCUUUGAAAUAAAGAGGAUGAAAUAAAUGACCCUAAGAUCCUUUGUAUCUCUAAAACCCAUCAUCUUAAUGUUUGAUUAUGGUCUUGACUCAAGUUGGCUCUAAUUCCCAUUUGUAGUAUAUUUUUUGGGACUCUUAAUCAUUUAUCAUCAUAAAUGUCUAAUUCUAUGUGCUAUGGAACACAAUAAAGAGGACUUGUUAAACCUUCUAAAACUUGGAAUAAGAAACUAGAAGAAAAAUGGUAUAUAGCUGCAAGGAAUCUUCGGGAUCCCUACUCAAAAACAGCAUGAGCAAUACUAAAAUGAAGCAGAACUGUCAAGGUGAUCAUGCUUUAGAUCGCAAAGAAGUUAUAGAUAAGGUCAGAAAUGCAGAAAUUUAAAAUACAUUUAUGGAUCACAAUGUAAUAAAAUUAGUAAUCAACAAUGAAA